Melampsora larici-populina 98AG31 is the source of this 588-nucleotide messenger RNA. RefSeq lists its product as uncharacterized. NCBI's taxonomy places the organism in Eukaryota, Fungi, Basidiomycota, Pucciniomycetes, Pucciniales, Melampsoraceae. The coding region runs from base 1 to 588 and encodes 195 amino acids. The record is from RefSeq and is a predicted model, not a curated record. The transcript is spliced from 5 exons.
AUGGUUAAGCUCUACCAAAAAGAGCAUGGUUAUGUUGGAGGCAGUGUAAUCUCUCCAAAAAAGAUCAUGUCCGACAUUGGGCAUCUUCAAGUUGGUCGCCAUGCAUGGAUAAGGAUACAAUUCAUACAUUGGGGCUUAAACCGUCCGACAUACAAGACCAAGACUUUGUGGAACGUGGUGGACCAGACUCUGGAGCACUUGCGCAGUGAAUCCUCAAGGUAUCGUUAUGCAUUCUAUGUGCUGGUCUUACAAACUGACCUAUUUAUGAACGGAAAGAGGACAUUCGAAGAAUUGAAAGCAAUGACCAAGUUUACAUUACCUACAGAGCAAGAGAUUCAAGAUACUAUAGCAGGCCUCGAUGAUUCCUUUGGAGACGAGGCAGCAGGACCUGAUGAAGAACUAUACGAGGCAGAGGAAUUAGGAGCAGAGGUGGUGAAUGGACAAGAUGAGGAAGAAGAUGAGGAAGAAGAGGUAGAAGAUGAGGAAGAAGAUGAGGAAGAAGAGGUAGAUGAGGAAGAAGAGGUAGAUGAUGAAGAAGAUGAAGAAGAUGAAGAAGAGGUAGAAGAAGAAGAAGAUGAAGAUUUGUAA